Uloborus diversus is the source of this 3127-nucleotide messenger RNA. RefSeq names its product malonyl-CoA decarboxylase, mitochondrial-like. Lineage: Eukaryota; Metazoa; Arthropoda; Arachnida; Araneae; Uloboridae. Gene Ontology annotation, molecular function: malonyl-CoA decarboxylase activity. The record is from RefSeq and is a predicted model, not a curated record. The coding region runs from base 208 to 1686 and encodes 492 amino acids. Gene Ontology annotation, cellular component: peroxisomal matrix; mitochondrial matrix. The transcript has 11 exons. Gene Ontology annotation, biological process: malonyl-CoA catabolic process; positive regulation of fatty acid oxidation; fatty acid biosynthetic process.
AUGAAAAGUAAAUGCAUUUUGUCGUACACAGGCAUGCUUACUUUCGUACGAAAAGUCAUGCAUAGUAAUUGUUAAUCAUGGACGGAAAAAAUAUGCACGGGAGUGCUUUUUACUUUGCCUUGACACUUAUUUAUUUUGUUCUACAAAAUAAUCAUUACUUGAUUGUGUGAAAUUUUAGUUUUAUUUUUUACUCUGUGCGCAAGAAGUAUGUUGUUUCCAGUUCCUUCCAGAUUGUAUCUAACAAAGACAGCUUGUACCUUUCUGAAAAGUAUGGCACCAAUGAGCUCUAAAAUACCAAUGUCAAGACCGUCAUUGGAUCAUAUUAUUCAAAAGAAUGAAUCUCAAGUAUUAGAGUCGAAAACUCAGCAGUUCUGCAAGCAGUACACUUCUCUUCCAGCCACGGAAAAGUUAGAAAUCCUUAAAGAACUUGCUCAAAAACAUGAUUUUGACCUGGAGUCUGCCAAGAAUGCUGCAGAAUCUUUUGUUUCACAUAAGGAUAAAAAUAUUGCUGUCCAGUUAAAGGCUGCUGAAAGACUGAAGGCAAGCUUGAAUCCUUCAUAUGCUCAGAUAUUUAGUCGCAUUAGAAAACUGGAAGGUGGUGUCAAGUUUCUAGUUGAUCUCAGAGCAGAUUUAAUGAACAUGUUGCCAAACUCCAAUAUCAAUGAUGAUUCUACACCCCAUCUUAAAGCUCUGAAUAAUUAUUUAAAAGACAUACUGUCAUUCUCAUUUAAUGUGGGAUUCCUGAAAUUGGAGAGAAUAACAUGGGACUCGUCAUGUUUUAUGCUAGAAAAGAUCUCUGAGUAUGAAGCUGUUCAUCCCGUUAGAAACUGGACAGACAUCAAGCACCGCGUUGGGCCAUAUCGAAGGUGCUACGUCUUCAUCCACAGCAGCAUGCCCAGAGAGCCUAUAGUUGUGUUGCAUACAGCAUUAACUAAUGAAAUAUCGUCUAACAUCAUGUCUAUUGUAAGACAAACUAAAGUGCAAACUGAAACAGAUCAAAAAUUUACUUUACCGGAAACCCUUGAAGAUCCCAGGAAAAUUCAAGCUGCUAUAUUUUAUUCUAUAACUUCAACCCAAAAAGGACUUCAUGGCAUUGAAUUAGGCAACCAGCUAAUUAAAAAAGUGGUCCGAGAAGUCCAGGCUGAAUUUCCUCACAUAAAACAGUUUUCUACUCUUUCGCCAAUACCUAGUUUUCGAGAAUGGCUGCUGUUGGAAUUGAGAAAAAUAAAAAAUGAUAAUUCUGUCAUUUUAUCUUAUUUUACUGAAAGAGAGAAGAAAGAGAUGGAGCAGAUCUUCAAUUGUGAUAUGCAUGACGUGUGGUUUUCUCUUCACCAGGCGAUCAUAUCAAAUAGGUGGAUCAGCGACGAGGACUUGAAGGAACUUUUGAGGAUUCCUUUGUUAAAAAUUUGUGCUCACUACUUGCUGAAAGAAAAGAGACGAGCAAAUGUCCUCAACAGUGUUGCACAUUUCCAUUUAAGAAAUGGAGCUGUACUGUGGAGGCUGAACUGGGCAGGGGACACUUCUCCCAGAGGAUUGGAUAAUUCUUGUGGAAUCAUGGUAAAUUACAGAUAUUACAUAGAUGAAACAGAAGAAAAUUCCAGAAACUAUGUAGAAAACUAUCAUGUGGCUGCUAGCGAUGAAGUAAAAGAUCUGCUAGCUCCAGUGUUCAGUAAAUCAUCCUUGUAGUGCAAUCCAAAAUAAAAAGUUUCAUUGUUUUUCAUUGAAAGUUAUAUUUGUCCUAAGGCAUUGUUUCUUGUUAAAAAUGUACAGUCAAAUUUUAUUUCUAGUUUCUUUUUCUUUCAUUUGGAUGUGAUAUUUGGGGUUGAAUGUUUUCAUGAAAUUGAUUUUUUUGAAACAAUUUUAAGUAUUUUAGCAGACGCGAUAUCUGACCAUAUUCGGCAAGGCGGAUCAAAACUUUUUUAAAGGGAGGGGUAAUUGAAUUUUUUUACAUGCCCUUUACUAAGUUCCUGGUUUGCAAACGUUCAAUAAUUCGGACUUCAAUUCGAAAAUAUUUCCAGGGAGGUUGCCAAACCUUUCUUCCCCUGAAUUUAAAAUUAUGAAAGAUUGUCUGAAAUUGCGUUUUUUGAACUUUAAUAUCGAAAAUUUUCCAAUGGUGAGUCCCUCAAGAGAGGGGCGAUUGCCUCAUCACCCAUCCCUUGUAUCCAUCCUUAAUCUUCGGUGAUGAUUAGUCAUCUUAUAAAUGAUACCAUGAUCAAAACAACUGCAUGACUGUGCCCGAUAAAAAAAAGUUGUUUUUGCCAAAUUGUUUUGCUGAUUUAGUUAGAGUAAGAUUUGUUUAUAUGGAUGUGCAUUACGUGUUUUGCCAUCUGAGUAAAACACACAUGUAUUUCCUGCUUUUGACUGCAAUUGAUUGUUAUCGUAUAAUUGAAAUGUUUUCCCAAAAUUCUUUAAAACCAAUUAAAAUUGGUUGGUGCACAGCUUCACUGUGCUGCCAAGGUUAGCACAGGGCUUAACUCGCUCUGUAGGUCACAGAAACUUGACUCCAAUACUUUUCUAUUUUAUCUGAAUUUAUAAAGUUUAGAUGGAAUUCAGAGGAUUUAUGUAUGGAAAUAAUUCUUGAAGACUCUUAUGCUCCCACACUUCUUUUGAUAGAAAUUACGCCUGAGGUUCUCAAAAAAAAAAGUAUGCAAUAGUCAGUGAUGCUGGGAUAAAUUUUUCGAAAGCUACUCUUAAACCAUUUAAAACUAGAAUCUAGGUACAAUGUACAUACUAGCGGAAAAUACUAACAUUUUUCCUGAUUGGUCUUCCAAAUGCUACAAAAUUAAAAACGGAAUCAUAAUUUUGUUUUUGAUUCUACUUUAAAGUUUUAUAUCACAAUUGCUUGAAUCAGAUUUGUGUCAGCUACUCAGUAACUACUUUGUUUUUAAUUUUCUUUUGCAAUAUGUGAAAUAAUUUUGUUGUAAUUGUCUUCUAGGUUUAGAUUUGUAAAAGGUAUUUUAGUGGCCAUCAUGUACAUUUCAAUGUAUUUUUGUAUUUUCCUACAAAACUGUGUUGUACAAAUCUUGACAGUAUAAGAGGAAAUAAUUAAUCAAUUGAAUUGUAUUUUGAUACUAUGUGUGCUGUGAAUUCAUGUUUUAUAGCUUUAAUGAAUAAAGUUUUAUUUUUA